Penicillium manginii is the source of this 1278-nucleotide messenger RNA. RefSeq names its product acyl-CoA dehydrogenase. Gene Ontology annotation, molecular function: flavin adenine dinucleotide binding; acyl-CoA dehydrogenase activity. The record is from RefSeq and is a predicted model, not a curated record. The transcript has 4 exons. Gene Ontology annotation, cellular component: mitochondrion. Bases 1 to 1278 code for a protein of 425 amino acids. NCBI's taxonomy places the organism in Eukaryota, Fungi, Ascomycota, Eurotiomycetes, Eurotiales, Aspergillaceae.
AUGGCAUCCAUCGCCCGCGCUUUGCGCCCUUUGUCACGUCCCCUUCCUACCCGCCUGGUCACACCUGCCCACGUCGCCCGCGCCGCCUUACCGAGCUCUUAUGCAUUCUCGACCACCUCUCGCAGGCGAGAGGUUGACCUCUCCAGCCUCACCCCCACCCCCAUCACCCUCCUCUCCGACACCGAGUCCAUGAUGGCCGACGCUGUCCAGAAGUUUGCCACAGAACAGAUUGGCCCCAAGGUCCGCGACAUGGACGAGGCUGAGACCAUGGACCCUGCCGUGGUGGAACAACUCUUUGAGCAGGGCCUGAUGGGUAUCGAGAUCCCCGAGGAAUACGGCGGUGCCGGUAUGAACUUCACCUCCGCCAUUGUCGCCAUUGAGGAGCUCGCCCGCAUCGACCCCAGCGUCAGUGUUAUGGUCGAUGUCCACAACACCCUCGUCAACACUGUCGUCAUGAAGUAUGGUGAUGCCCAGGCUCAACGCACCUGGCUCCCCAAGCUCAGCUCCGGCACUGUCGGCUCAUUCUGUCUCUCCGAACCCGCCUCGGGAUCUGAUGCCUUUGCCCUACAAACCAAGGCCGAAAAGACCGCCGACGGAUAUAAGAUCAACGGCUCCAAGAUGUGGAUCACCAACGCUAUGGAGUCUGGUUUCUUUAUCGUCUUCGCCAACCUGAACCCCAGCGCCGGCUACAAGGGUAUCACCGCUUUCAUCGUCGAGAAGGACACCCCCGGUUUCUCUAUCGCAAAGAAGGAGAAGAAGCUCGGUAUCCGCGCCAGCAGCACCUGUGUGCUCAACUUUGACGAUGUCCUCAUCCCCAAGGCCAACCUUCUCGGUCAGGAGGGCCAAGGACGUAUCGGUAUUGCCGCCCAAAUGACCGGCCUGGCGCUUGGCGCAUGGGAGCAAGCUGCUCGAUACGUCUGGAACGACCGCAAGCAAUUCGGCCAACUGAUUGGCGAAUUCCAAGGUAUGCAGCACCAGAUUGCACAGGCGUACACCGAGAUUGCGGCCGCGCGAGCCUUGGUUUACAACGCUGCCCGUAAGAAGGAGGCCGGUCAGGACUUUGUGCAGGAUGCCGCCAUGGCCAAGCUGUACGCUUCACAGGUUGCCGGUCGCGUGUCCGGAUCAGCUGUCGAGUGGAUGGGCGGCAUGGGUUUCGUGCGCGAAGGCACUGCGGAGAAGAUGUUCCGUGACAGCAAGAUCGGAGCGAUCUAUGAGGGUACUAGCAAUAUUCAAUUGCAGACAAUCGCGAAGGCUCUGCAGAAGCAGUACACCAACUGA